Messenger RNA from Symbiodinium pilosum, 165 nucleotides. The record is from the annotation of a GenBank genome assembly. NCBI's taxonomy places the organism in Eukaryota, Dinophyceae, Suessiales, Symbiodiniaceae.
AUGAUGCGGUUCUUGUGGAUGCGUACGAUCCUGAUGGGAAUGUGCCAGCUGCCUUGUGGAGCAGGGGCGAAGGCCUCGUUGAAGCUCUCUCGGACGGCCUCUUACGGCCCCGCGGUGUCGUUGCCACGAACUUUUUGCCGCAUGUCGACUUGGCGGCCCCUUUAG